Messenger RNA from Lutzomyia longipalpis, 1957 nucleotides. RefSeq names its product origin recognition complex subunit 2 (gene Orc2). NCBI's taxonomy places the organism in Eukaryota, Metazoa, Arthropoda, Insecta, Diptera, Psychodidae. Gene Ontology annotation, biological process: DNA replication. The transcript has 3 exons. Gene Ontology annotation, cellular component: nuclear origin of replication recognition complex; nucleus. Gene Ontology annotation, molecular function: DNA replication origin binding. The coding region runs from base 107 to 1789 and encodes 560 amino acids. The record is from RefSeq and is a predicted model, not a curated record.
AUCUCUACAAAUCAUUAAAAACUCGUUAGCCGGGUGAACAGUGAAUUUCCAAAAGGAAUUUUUGAGUUUUAUUUUGUCAAUCUUAAGAAUCUGUUCCUCUCCAGAGAUGUCCAGUGAUUGCAGUAGCAGCAGUUUGGAGGAUUUACCCAUUCGCAAGUCACAGAGACAUAGAACACCAAACAAAAGAUAUUUUUCCAAUGAAUUUUCUUCAGGAUCUGAUAGAAGUGGGAAUUCCAAGGAAGCCGCCGGAGUUGAUUGUGAUCUAUCCGGCCUGUGUUUGGAGUCUCCGGAUAGUAAGAAUGUCGUCAAGGCCAGUGAGCUCUUCGAUGAGGCUGAAGAUGUCGCCGGAGGGAAUAUUUAUUCCUUCAAAACGCCCAAAAAGCGCAAUGCAAUGUCCCUGAUGGCAGCCAGUGCGACAACCCCAAAAUCCUCCAGCUCCCAGAUGCCCACAACUCCGGGAACAGGGAGGAAGAGUACCAGCGCGAGGGAGACACAGUUGGGCAAGACACCGCAGCAUAUUCGCGCGAAAAUAAAGAAACGUCUUACUAAGAUUGUGGAAAGUUCUUCGGAUUCAUUUUCAUUGACUGAAGAUUCUUCCACUGAUUCAGAAGGAGAAUCCACUUCAACGGAUUCAGAGGAAGAUGAGCCCAAGACACCCAGGAAGAGAAUUGUCCGGAAAGUUGCCCCAUCUUUGAUUGCUCCCAUGACACCUGUUGCAACACGGAAGCGCAAUCUCAGGACAAAGACUGAAUCACAAUUUUGCCUGAAGAGUGACAAUUACUUCAGCAGUCAGACAACAAAAGGGAAAUCUCUAACAUCUGACCAUACGCUGGAUCACUUGAAGACACCUCGACUUCCACAUUCGGAAAUGAUGAAGCUUCUGGAUGCCGUUGAAUUCCCGGAAGAGCAUGAAACUGCCAUAAAGGAGCUUCAGGGGGAGUACAAGAGCUUCUUCUGGAAGUGGUUGUGUAUCCUCAAUGAGGGAUUCAAUCUCCUGCUCUAUGGGCUGGGCUCGAAGAGAAACUUAAUGAAUGAAUUCCACCGGGAAAUGCUUUCAGAUCAACAUGUUUUGGUGGUUAAUGGCUUCUUUCCCAGCUUGACCAUCAAGGAUAUCCUGAGUAGUGUCAUUUGUGACAUUCUGGAGCUGGAAUCUGUUCCCACGUGUCCUUAUGAGGCUGUUCAGUUGAUUGAGAAUGAGAUGCAGGAGAGGGAAGGAUCUCAUCUCUUCCUGAUUGUUCACAACUUGGAAGGAGCAAUGCUGAGGAAUGGAAAGGCACAGACAGUUCUCAGUCAAAUUGCCAAGAUUCCCAGUAUUCAUCUCAUUGCCUCAAUAGAUCACAUAAACACAGCUCUCCUUUGGGAUCACUCCAAGCUGAGCAAUUACAACUUCACCUGGUGGGAUGUUACCUCCAUGCUGCCCUACACGGAAGAGACAGCCUUUGAGAAUUCCCUGAUGAUUCAGAAUUCCGGGGCAUUGGCUCUGUCAUCGCUCAAGAGUGUCUUCCAGUCUCUCACCACCAAUGCAAAGGGAGUCUUUAUGCUGAUCGUGCGGAAGCAGCUGGAGAAUCGAAGCAAUUCCAACUACCCCGGUAUGCUAUUCCGGGAGCUCUACAGCAAAAGUCGCGAAGCAUUCCUCGUGAGCUCUGAUCUCGCACUGAGGGCGCAGCUGACGGAACUCUUGGAUCACAAAGCCGUGAAAAUGCGCCAAGGAAUUGACGGUGGGGAAUACCUCAGCAUCCCAAUUGAUGGGAAUCUCCUGCAGCAGUUUCAACAGGAAAAUCAAAUUUAAAUUUAACUGUCAUUUGGGUGAGAUUCUUAUCGUCGCGCGGCGCGCUUCCGGAUAAGGUCAAAUUGAAUCAUUUGUUCCGCAUUUGUUGCUUCUCCCGCAUCAGCUGAAGCUCAGCUGGUUAAGAGACGUUGAGGAAUAAAGUUGUGUGUUCUCUGAAUGUGUGAAAAA